Molecule: messenger RNA, 2385 nt
Organism: Mya arenaria
Lineage: Eukaryota; Metazoa; Mollusca; Bivalvia; Myida; Myidae
Product: S-adenosylmethionine sensor upstream of mTORC1-like
Exons: 6
Coding region: 342-1877 (511 amino acids)
Biological process (GO): negative regulation of TORC1 signaling
Source: RefSeq, a predicted model, not a curated record
ACUUAUUUAAUCUGGUUUAUUCAAGUAAAACGUGAUUUAACUAUAAAAAAUAUCAUAAAAAUAAACAUUGUUUUCAUAUAUUUACUCACAAUGCAACAGCACUUGUUUAAGAGACAGUCAUUCCAUGACAGGAAUGUUUGAAUUGAACAUAAGACAUAUAUUCGGACAGAUACGGUUCGGAUUCACUCAAAUGUCACAUAUAAGGAAUAAAUUGUGAAUUUACAUUUCCAAUAACUGAAAUAAUGGAUAAAAUUAAUGUUCUAUAAUAAAAUUAGGUGUCACAGAGACAAUCAUAUUAAAAUAAGAAAUGGCUGGAUUCUAAUGAAAGUACAUUUCAGGCAAUGACAGACAGUGAGAGCAUCAGCAGUGGCACCAACUCUCUAGAGAGGCGGUCGAAGGAGAGACGACUCAGCGAUAGCAGUUCUCACGAUGAACACUUGCGGCUGGCAUGCAUUGUCAAAGGGGUACAUGCAGAUCUGCGGAAAAAAUUCAAGAGCUCAGGUGAGAACAACCUGGAGCGCAUCUGGGAUGAACACUGCCAGAAUAAGCCAGUCCUCUCACAAUACGCUGACGCCAUGCACCACCUGGCGACAGAACACUGGACCAAAAAUCAGGAAACCAGAAUUGAUUGGUGCCGAGAAACUAUCAACGAAUAUUUUACCAAAGGAGGCCUCGAAAAGGUUCUUGAUAAAGAGGAACGUAGAAAACAGCAUAAGAAAGAUAAACAAAGUUCUGGCGUAGAUAAUGGGAAGUCUGAAAUCAAUGACAGUAACCUUUUGCCUGAAAAAUCAAAAGAAAAUGCAAAUUUGUUAGAUGUCAUGAAGGUUACUUCAAAAACAGUUCAAGCGGAUGGUUCUCCCGGUAGUGAAAUUACCGAUUCAAGUAAUCUAGAACCAAAGAGCUUGACUGACAUGUCUAGUGAAAGUUCCUCCAUACAGUCCAGUGGUGCUGUGUAUUUGACUGAUUCAGAAUCAAAUGUGAACGUUUCGUCAGACGAGGGCGGUGAUGCUAGAAACAUUGAUUCCUCGUGUAGUUCUAGUUUACGUAAGCCAAUGGUGUCAUCGAGUGAAGAUGACACUUUGCAGUUCGAAGAAAGGCAGAUGGUGUUCCCCCAGUGCAUUGGCGCUUCGGGGGUGAAAACAACAGACCCAAACACUCCUCUAAAACACUCCUGUAGCACUGUAAUUCUACCAGUCGAGGGAAAGAUUCGACUGUUGGAUGUGGGAAGUUGUUUCAACCCGUUCCUGACUAUCCCAGAAUUCCAAGCAGUAGGAAUCGACAUCAGCCCAGCUACAGAGAGCGUGUUCUACUGCGACUUUCUACACCUCCGAACCACGGAACCACUACAGGUAGCAGACGACACGAUGUCAACAUUUAUAAAUAACCUAAAAGAUCCGGUCGAUUGGCUUCCGGAAGAGAGCUUCCACGUAAUCGUGUUUUCGCUGCUUCUUGAGUAUUUUCCUGCUCCGUAUCAACGAUGGUUGUGUUGCGAGAAAGCGUGGAAUCUUCUCAUGUAUAACGGAAUUCUAGUGAUUGUUACCCCUGAUUCUCACAAACAACAUCGUAACGCUCCAAUGGUGAAAAGUUGGAAAACUGCGAUCGAGUCGUUAGGUUUUAAACGAUGGAGGUACGUGAAACAAGAACACUUGCACUGUAUGGUGUUUCGUAAAGUAACGAUCACUAGUGAAGACAAGCAGCAGCGAUUUCUAAAAGGAAUCACGCCAGAUAUGAUAUACAUUCCCCAAGAUUUUAACGACGUUGAGAAUUUCGAGUCUGUCAACACAGACUAUGGCUAUUGUGAACAAAACGAAGAGUUUUAUCGAAGCCAUGCAUUUAAUGAACUACCAACGAUGACGUCCGAAUCAGAUGAGAAUUAAAUUCUCAUAACCGAGGCGUGAUUUUAAAACUGUGGGUGUUUUCUUAGUGCCAUGAUUUAGUUUCAGAACAUAAUUUUAUAACUGAAUUGUCUGAGGGUUUUUUAAGAUACAAAGAUCAUAAUGAAGCGGAAAUACAGCGUAAAAAUGUGUAAAAAAUUGCCAGUGCUUGACAAUGGAUGGGAAAGAUUUUGACCAAAUUCUAAAUGACAAAAAAAUUGAAAAAUAAUCAGAUCUGACAGAACACUAGCUUCAAAACUCUUUUGAAAUGUACUGUUUAAGCAAAUGUGUAUGAAAAUACCAAAGCGUGAAGAUUAUUACCAUAAGUAUUGAAAUUAAAUAUUUAAACUUUAUAAAUAUGAGAUUUUACUUUACUGUGAUAAUAAAAGAAUAUGUUUUUUGUUUGUUAUGAAAUGUCUUAAAAAUCUUCAUAUCUAUAUUAGAUAAGAGUAUUUAUUUUGAGAGUAUUUUAUUAUUUCUCUGUAUCUAAUGAAUAAACAUUCAUCUUUUA